UCUGAGAGGUGAUUUCUAUGGAUCCGGAGUGAUACUCCCCAGUCGUGAAACAAUGACCAACAUUACGGAUUUCUAUGAUGCAUUUUCACAGUUUUCUUCGGAUUUCUUCUCACCGUCACCAAGAAUCGCUUCGGCUGGAAACCGCAUAAUAAAUAUUUUUGGAUUUAACAUCAGUGUGUCUACCCUCGACUUCAUUGGAAAUUUGUCCGUCCCUGUUUGCGGUGUGCCAGCAGAUCAGAACGAUUUGGGCCGUCUAGCUCUGGAGCUGAAAUCUUUACCACCCUCGAUGACGGAUGGUUCAGGUAUACUGACAGUCGAAGGUGCGUCGCUUAAUAGGCAGCGUCGGAUGGCCAGUAAUUCCGCUUCGGAAUCCACUACACAGUCUCCAGUCAGUGAUUUUUGUAAAACAGUUUAUCAGUUUUUUCUCACCGACCACAUUCAAAGCUUUGUGAGCAGACUAGGUUUUUUCCUUUUUGGCUACAUAUAUUAUUAUCCUUCCACGCCGGUGACCGAUGAAAUAAUGCGCCGUGCUUCAUACCCUUGGCGACUGACCGAUCGAUUCCACACUAUAGUAAAACACUAUUUGAAUCAUACGGGUCCGGCACUGAUUCGUCUGAUCGCAAAUAAUCGUCCAUUGGCUGUUUCCGAAAGUCUCCUGAAACUAUGCGAGGUGCUGCAAGUCACUCAGCCUAAUUUCGCAGCUGAGUUUUGUCCAUUUGCUUCGCGCCUGACGUCAAAACUCCGGAAUCUUCCUUUCAUUUUGAAUUCAACAACUCGUUUACUCGAAAUUGUGGAUCAGUUCUUAGACUGUCGAAAUGAAUUUAUUUCUCUCUAUCCGAUUCAGAGCGAACAAACUUUUAAAAAGAUCCUAGAAUUGCAUAGUUCACUAUCUUUUCCGCCUGGUGCCGGGGUAAACUUCCUACGCGUGCCUCAAAAGACUGAUAUGAGUGACGCCGAAUUUUUUGAGAUUGUAUUACGCCAGCUGGAAUCCCCCAACAACUUCCGUGUUUUUGACCGCUACUGGACCCCUCGUCCUCGCCAGAAUCCAUUGGACGGCGAUGUGGGGUUUGUGAGCAAGGGAUCUUUGGAUAUACAGGAGCUAAUAACCGGUGCAGUCGUUGACAUGGUCGCCAAAAGGCCAGAUAGGUUAGAGCGGCCAGCUGACCCACAAAGUUUGUACAACGAUGAGUUACCAGGUCAAGAGUUCAAGUUUUUCCCCACCCCUUGCUACGUGCAAAAGGACUUUCUCAAUUCUUUUUCACGUAUGUUGCCACAAUUUAUGCUUUUUGCCUGGAUUCUCACAGCCAUGCUGACAACCAAAUAUAUUGUAGAGGAGAAAGAACAACGGCUGAAAGAAUUCACACGUAUCAUGGGUUUGUCCGCUCUGAUUCACUGGCUUGGGUGGUUCUCCAUCACAUUCUUGAUCAUGGGUACCUCGGCGCUGAUCAUCGCUCUCAUGUUCAAACUGGGCAACAUUGUUCCGUUGGCGAAUUUUUUCAUGUUACUCUUGUUGUCUUUGUCCUAUAUGGUUGCAGUGAUUGCACUUACAUUCCUUUGUUCGACUUUCUUCACUCGAGCGAACCUCGGUGCUAUUGUUACUGCCAUGAUCUACUUCAUUCUCUACCUCCCGACUCCCUUGAUUUUUAGCAAUGAGUCUGCAAUGACUGAAACGAUCAUGUUUGCAGCUUCACUUUCAUGUCAAGUGGCUUAUAGUCUGGGCCUGUUCUACUUUGUACGCAUUGAAACACAAGGCUUUGGUGCUCAGUGGCAAGACUUUUGGAAAGCACGGUUUGCUGAGGAUGUAUUCUCCAUUGGAAAAUGUAUGCUGAUGUUAUGGGUAGAUGCGGGAAUCUAUUUGUUGUUAGCCUGGUACGUUGAUAAUGUUUAUCCGGGUAAAUAUGGCCUGAGAAGGCCUUUCUAUUUCCCAUUCACAAGAACGUAUUGGGUUGAAGGGCGUACCCGGACAGUGCUUGCCACGGAUGGUGAUAGUAUAGACUCGGAUAUCAGGGAUGAGCGUUACUUUGAACCGGAUCAGACAAGAAAUGCAGUCGGUGUGACGGUGCUGAAUGUCACAAAGAAAUACGCCAAAAUGCGCAAGCCAGCCUUGGAAAACUUGUCCAUAAAGUUUUAUGCCGACCAAAUAACUUCUUUACUGGGUCACAAUGGUGCCGGAAAGUCAACACUGAUUUCCAUACUAACUGGGAUGAUUCCUCCAUCCAAAGGGACUGCCCAGGUUGCUGGAUAUGACACACAAAAACAGCUGCGUGAAGUGCAUGAUCACCUUGGAUUUUGUCCACAAUAUAAUGUUUUAUUCGAUCAUUUGACCGUGGCCGAACACUUUCGAUUCUACGGUUCUGUAAAGGGUCUCUCUAAAUUGUCGAUUGGCAAGGAAAUUGACAUGUUCUUAGAAACGCUCGGCUUUCAAGACAAACGGGAUUGCCUUAGUAAGACGCUUUCCGGCGGACAGAAGCGCAAACUUUCCGUUGCUAUUGCCUUCAUUGGUGACGCUCCGGUGAUUUUCCUGGAUGAGCCCACAGCUGGUGUGGAUCCUUUUUCUCGCCGAUCCAUAUGGGAUCUAAUAAUAGAUCUUCGGAGAAAACGUACGAUCAUUUUGACUACUCAUCACAUGGAUGAAGCUGAUGUCCUGGGUGAUCGAAUUGCCAUACUCUCACAGGGGAGGCUUCGAUGCUGCGGAACCAGUUUGUUUUUAAAAUCAAAUCAUGGACAAGGCUACUAUUUGAUCUUGACACGUGACAGAACUGAGCAGACGGAGUCAACUUCAACUUCGUCAAACGUGCAAGCUGUUUUGGAUUUUGUUGGGCAAUUCAUGUCGGACAUUCAGUUGGUUAGUGUGACAUCGACAGAGAUUGUUUUACAGCUUCCUUCAAGGUAUGCUUAUGAUGGUCAAUUUUCCGCAUUUUUUAAAACACUCGAGACAGAUUACGCAAAGACUAAUUGCAACGUAUGUAAGGAGCUUCGUGUUUUGGGGAUCAUUUCCUAUGGUUUGUCGGAUACCUCACUGGAAGAGGUAUUCCUCGAAUUAGCCGAAGAUCCUUCUUUUGAGCUUGCAGAGUCCGAGAUAAAGGCGGAAACCACAGUUGAGGCGUGCAACCAGGAAGAAGGGCCACACAGCAAAAGUAAUUAUUUCAGCCGUAGAAAAUCACAAAUAAAUGCUCUACGAGUGAGUGCCCGAUUAUCAAAAUAUACGGAUGACGGAAAGCUUCCUUUGCCGGCAACUCGUCAAAGUUUGCUCAACCGCACGCAUGUUUACGCCUCACUAUCAUCGGGACUUGACGAAUUGGGAAUCGAUUCAACGCAACUUCAACCAAACUGUGGUCAACAGAUGAAGGCCAUGUUUUUAAAACGUUUCCAUUAUUUCAAACGAUACAAACUGGGCUGGGCAAUUGAAUUUCUUCUUCCUAUCAGUUUGAUUAUUCUGACGAUGCUGGUUGUUGACUAUUUCCACGUCUCAGUUUCAAACUCUCCGAUGUCACUUAACCCCUGGUGGAUGUCUCCUCCGCAAGGCGCGCCGUUGAACGUGUUUUAUGAGAACCAGAUGUAUGCCAAAAAAGACCCGAAUACCACUUCCGGUGUUAUGCGUACCAUUAGGCAAGUUGCCAGCAUAUACGAGAGUGCAUUGACCGCUGCGUAUGGGUACACGGGGACCAGGUGUGUUCCGCCAAAUAUACACACGUUUACACCAGCCAAGGCUUCCAGCUGUAGUCACCACAUAUCUCCACCAAACUGGAACUAUGCUGAACAGCUUUCAUCUGUGGAACGUCAGCUAGCUAGAGAUAGCUCCUAUGUUAAGUGUUCAUGCACAAAAGGUAGCCAAGAUUGUCCGGAAAACGCUGUGCAACCAGAUCACCCACCAACCGUCACACUUCAAACAACUGAUAUACUCUACAAUCUCACUGCCUACAAUGUUACCGAGUACUUGCUCAAAACUCGUGAUAGUUUCAUCUAUCGACGUUUUGGCGGCCUCAGUUUUAUCGUGAAUCCAAAUCCUGCUGCACGUGGUGAAUUAGAAACGAUCCUGGAUCCAAGCCGUCCACUGUAUAUGGAGCUUGAACAGCGCUUUUUCGUAGGCCCUAUGCGUACCUACUUUCAUCGUCGCUAUCCAAAUUUGUCGCAAAAACGGUUAAAAAAGUUGCGCAAGAGAUUGGCGGAACUGGAUUCAGAACAAGAACAACUACCAGCUGAUGUUCUGGAGGAAAAGGAACGAGCGCAUAAGCCUUAUUGUAAAGAAAAGAGUAAAGGUGGACGGGGAAGGUACUUAGCGCUAGAUUACCACAAUCAUUCCGAGGUGUCUACACCUCCAGACAUUCACUCAAGUGAUUGGAUAGAAACUGUUAACAAGAAUGCCACUGACGUCGGUUGGCAGCCAUAUCUUUUAUUCCGUCAGUCAAACUCGAUGCGUCCCAAUCCGUCCGUGCUGGCUACAGAUUUGACAAAAUUCUUUCGACGAAAGAAGAAGCCUUCAGUCAAUCGACUUUCUUUUGCAAUUCAUCCAGCUGAAUGCUUCGGUUUGUUGGGGCUGAACGGUGCUGGAAAGACAACUACGUUUCGAAUGCUAACUGGUUCUUUAUCGCCAACCGCAGGAGCAGCCUACGUCGACGGGUAUCAUGUGAUCAAUCAAAUGAGUCAGGCACAACAAAGCCUCGGGUUUUGUCCACAAACUGACGCGCUGUUGAAUACACUGACUGGUAGAGAAACCUUGACGCUUUACGCAAGACUACGCGGUGUUCCUGAGCCAAAAAUACGACCGGUUGUGGCAAAACUCCUAAACAACAUGGGCCUAGCACCACAUGCAGACAAAGUAGCCGGAGCAUACUCUGGCGGAAACCGUCGAAAGCUGUCGACAGCCAUUGCUAUUCUCGGAAGCCCAAGGGUAAUCUUUCUUGAUGAACCCACUAGCGGUAUGGACCCAGUGGGUAAGCGAUUUCUAUGGGAUCAGAUACUUAGAUUGACAAAAGCCGGGAAGGCGGUAGUUCUUACAUCUCACAGUAUGGAAGAGUGUGAAGCGUUGUGCAAUCGAUUGGGCAUCAUGGUGAAUGGACAGUUUCGUUGUCUGGGUAGCGUGCAACAACUAAAAAAUCGAUACGGAAAUGGAUACAUUGCCGAAGUUCGUUUGACUGACAAACCACAGGCUGAUGUUGAUGUGAGGAUAACAUUGCAGAAUGAAUUUCCCGCAGUGACUGUCAACAAAUCAUACAACCGUUGUCAUGAGUACCAGUUUUCUCAAGGUGUGCAAAUGUCCAAGCUUUUCACUGUACUGAAUAAGCUCCGUGAAAAUGAGUGGAUUGAUCAGUACUCAGUGCGACAGACAACUUUGGAUCACGUUUUUGUGAAUUUCGCACGGAUGCAGGUUGAACCACCGGAGUUGUCGGAAGGAGACGGCAGUAUUUCAGAUGUUGAAGAACCUGAUACUGAAACGGUUUCGACAUCGGCUGAAGGUUA
Messenger RNA from Opisthorchis viverrini, 5460 nucleotides. RefSeq lists its product as hypothetical. The transcript has 4 exons. The annotation marks the transcript as partial. Gene Ontology annotation, molecular function: ABC-type transporter activity; ATP binding; ATP hydrolysis activity. Gene Ontology annotation, biological process: lipid transport; transmembrane transport. The record is from RefSeq and is a predicted model, not a curated record. Gene Ontology annotation, cellular component: membrane; intracellular membrane-bounded organelle. Lineage: Eukaryota; Metazoa; Platyhelminthes; Trematoda; Opisthorchiida; Opisthorchiidae.